Molecule: messenger RNA, 918 nt
Organism: Cercospora beticola
Lineage: Eukaryota; Fungi; Ascomycota; Dothideomycetes; Mycosphaerellales; Mycosphaerellaceae
Source: RefSeq, a predicted model, not a curated record
CGAUAAUCUUGCAUAUGAGUCUGCCUGUGACGGCCCACUCCUUGCCGUUCUGUUCCGAAGGCGCACCACAAAAAGGCCCCUUUCUUGCUGGCUCAACCCAAACUUCUUUCCACCACAACAACACACUACCACCAGCAACCCAGACCACUCACCACUUCCACCCAUCCAACAACACAUUCAACAACACACAAACACUUCUAUCACUCCAUCUUCACAGUCAAGAUGCAGUUCACCAAGAUGAUCGCUUCUGCCAUCACCCUCGGCGCCGCCAUGGCCAUCACCGGCGACCUGACUUACUACAACGCCGGCAUGGGUGCUUGCGGCAAGGUCUCCUCCGAGGGUGAGUACGUCUGUGCCAUUGGCCACAAGAUGUACGCGGCCGCUGUCAUCGGCACCAACCCGAACAACAACCCAUACUGCGGCAAGCAGAUCCGUGCCACGUUGCCAGAGACCGGCAAGACUGUCACCGUCACCGUCGUCGACAGCUGCGGCGGCUGUGAGGACAAUUCCCUCGACUUCGCCGGCGGUGCUUGGAACGACAUCACCAACGGUGCUGCCCCGACCCGCUACCACGACCUCGAGUGGAACUGGGUAAGUCAUGCUCCUCAAUUCCCCUGACUCUUUCGAGGCACAUGCUGACUGCUUUACUCUUUGCUUUUUCAGGUCUAAAUCUUGACUCGACCACUUUACAUAUCCACUUCUCCCAACAUCCACUCGGUCGUCAUGUGGCCCAUUGAGGCUACUUGGCAGGGGUGAUGGACGAUGAGACUCACAGGGCGUCGUCACAGAUGCUUUUCUUACGACUUGAUGACAUGAGCACAAGGGCAUCGAGAGAGAUGCGCCGGCGAGUGCUACACACAUACAGCAUGCAGAUGAGAGAUGGCUACAGCUCGUAGAAUGCUUCUCAGAUACUGCAAG